Molecule: messenger RNA, 1927 nt
Organism: Aspergillus steynii IBT 23096
Lineage: Eukaryota; Fungi; Ascomycota; Eurotiomycetes; Eurotiales; Aspergillaceae
Product: SAGA-associated factor 29 family protein
Exons: 3
Coding region: 249-1622 (457 amino acids)
Cellular component (GO): SAGA complex
Source: RefSeq, a predicted model, not a curated record
CUAUCCAGGAUUCACUGGGGGAACGAGGGAUUUUGCCGGCAGGGCUCAGCUUUGGCAGGUCUUCUCUCGCUUCUCUCGCUUCUCUCGCUCCGACUUUUCUCGCUUCCUGAGUUCUUUUCCUCUGGAAUCCACAGACGAGCAGGUUGACGACGGACUCCAGUCCCACUUUCCCACUUUCUGCCCCUCCGAAUCCCAUCCGACCCGCACUAGGCCGCUUUGGGCCUUCCGCUGCCGACCCCGUGACGGAAAUGGAGUCCUCCAAUCAGCACGUCCCGUGGGGCAGCAAGCGCGUUCCCGACAGCCGCGAGACGCCCGCCAAGACCGUCCGCGCCUCUCGUCAACAAUCAUCAUCGUCGCCCUUCCAGACUCUCCCCUCGUCUGCCACUCCCCAGAAGGCGCAGGCCGGUGGUGCUAUUCUUACGCCGCAUUCUCUCCGUCAGGGUGCAGCCCGUGGCACGCGCAGUACCGCCAACCAGGAGUUUGUCUCCGCCUUUGAGUGGGAGGCCUUGGAACUGGAGAAAGCCAAACCCUCGGGUGCAACCCCGGCCAAGGGCAGAAAGAAGGUGCAGCCCAAGAGGCAGGAUAGGGCAGUGGUCCCCCAAGAGCUUCAGACGUCGUCUUCCAAGAUGUCGCGCAAUCGUCCCCGGGGCCCUCCGAUGCCCAGAGACAAUGGCCAGGCAGCCAACGAAGAAACAGACAUGUGGAACAAGAUUCUACAGGACCUGCGCAAGGCCAAGGAGAAGAAUGACAAGCAAAAGGUCAUCGGCGAGCAGAUUCACACGCUGAACGAGAAGAUCGGAAAAGACGGUGGGAAGCCCACACUUAGCGAGCAUAACCAACUGGAUGCUCUCUAUCGUCAGAUGGCCAAGCUCUGCGAAGAGGAACGAGCUAUCCUCCUGGAUGAGCCAAGUGACGUGGUCAAGAAUCUGGGUCUGUUGACCGCUCUCCGUCAGGCGUCGGAGAUGGAGGCGCCGCUCAACCGCGCGUCUGCUCUCGGCAAGUCUCGCAAGAAGAGGAACGAUGUUGACGGAUCUGCCACCGACUCUCCUGGUCCGUCGGGUCCGUCUUUUUCAGAUAAGGCGAACCGCAAGGGCGGCGUUCAGCGCAGCACCAGCGUCUCCAGUGCGCAGGCUCGCGAUGGCCGGGAAAGCCGAGAAGGUGUGCACGUCAAGGUUGAAGAAGGGGCGGAGAGUACCAAGGGCAUGGUGGCAGAACGCACGGGCCAACUGACUAUCGGCGCCGAAGUGGUCUUCAAGCAUAACAAAAACAAACAAGGCGUGGAAGGCGAGGGCAUCCAGUGCAUUAUCAAGUCUAUCACGGGCGAGGGAAAUAAAAAACGGUAUGAUGUCCAGGACCCUGAGCCGAACGAGAACGGCGAGCAGGGCGCUGUCUACAAAACCAAUGCCGUUUCUCUGAUCCCCAUUCCGAGAGUUGGGACUACGUUGCCCUCCUUCGGCGUAGGCAAACAGGUUCUGGCGCGGUACCCUGAUACGACCACGUUCUACCGUGCGGAGGUGAUGGGGUCCAGAAAGGACACCUACCGUCUCAAGUUCGAAGGCGAGGAGGACGACAAGGAAAUGGAAGUUGACCGUCGAUUUGUCCUGGACAUCCCCGGUAAAUGAGACAGCCUUUCGAAGAACAGUCUACAAAACAGCCUCCACUUCAGGGACCAACAUUUCUGGCCCGGCCGGAGAACAUGAUACCCUUUGGGCCGCAGCGGUUUUAUGUCAUUGUUAAGGGGUUUUGGAGUUUGAGUUGGGCGAUAUUAUUUUGCUGCCGAUUGGGAAUGCACUGCUCGAUCAGAAGCGAGGCGUUUGGAUCAUAGAUUGUAGGAUUUACAGGAUUUACACGUUUCGCCAUCUGUAUUGCUCUAGGUUAAUUUUCUUUUUUUUUUUUCUUGAUUUUAUCUUUCUGGGGUAGCAGAACU